Messenger RNA from Ziziphus jujuba (common jujube), 2829 nucleotides. Its product is annotated as PX domain-containing protein EREX. Gene Ontology annotation, molecular function: phosphatidylinositol binding. Bases 321 to 2585 code for a protein of 754 amino acids. The transcript is spliced from 10 exons. Gene Ontology annotation, biological process: protein transport. The record is from RefSeq and is a predicted model, not a curated record. Lineage: Eukaryota; Viridiplantae; Streptophyta; Magnoliopsida; Rosales; Rhamnaceae.
UAAUAAAAAAAAACUAUUAAAAAAACAAAAAAUCUAAUUAGCUGUACUCAUAUCCGGAGCUCGGAUGAGCCUUGUCGUGCUCGUGUUCUUGGAGCUGUAACGUCCUUGAACGACUGAAUCCCAGGUGUACAAUCAAAACGGCGAAGAAAGCGUCUUUUCGUCCCAUUAACUUGAUAUUACUAAAAACUUAUGGCCUUGUGCUGCUCAUUUUAUUCACACCGACUGGCGGUCUUUGUACCUACUUUUUUCUCACACACAAAUUGACAGACACAUAGCGAGCAACCUCCACGCCCCACCAAAAAAAAAAAAAAAAAAAAAAAAUGAAUAUGUACGCCAACGAUUUUUCCCUGUUGGACUUCAACUACUCUGAUUCCAUCCUCGAGCCCUAUUCUCAUCGUCGCUUGGCGAGUUCGUUGGAGAAUGGAAUUUUCUUUCACAACUACGAUUACAACGACCUUGCUGUUCACAAUUAUGGCGGUCGACCCGUGCAAAAUCGUAGCCCUCCCAAGCACCGCCACGACGGCACGUCGCCUCUCCCUCUCGGCAUGGAUUGGAGCCCUUCCCCUCUUAAAAAGGAAGGGCAGAACUCUCUUCGGCCAGAAAAUUCUCAUACAGGGUGGAGUUACUGUGUGACAAUUCCUUCUUGGAUUUUCCUGCCUAAAUCAAGAGGUUCUGAUCCUGUUGCGUUUUAUAGAGUUCAAGUUGGUAUACAAUCUCCAGAAGGGGUCACCACUACUCGAGUGAUAUUACGAAGAUUUAAUGAUUUCUUAAAGCUAUUUUCUGAACUUCAAAAGGCAUUUCCCAAGAAAGAUUUGCCUCCUGCUCCUUCAAAGAGGCUAUUGAGAGUGAAAAGCCAGACACUUUUGGAUGAGCGAAGGUGUUCUUUGGAGGAUUGGAUGCAAAAGUUAUUAUCAGAUAUUGAUAUAUCAAGAAGUGUUCAAGUUGCGAUCUUUCUUGAGCUAGAAGCCGCUGUGCGGACUUCAUUCGACAAAAUGAAUCAGCAAAGUUCAGAUGUAAAUUCUUCUAGUAAUGGUGCACUUCAAUCAUUUCUGCCACAAGCCAAUUUAAAUGUUUCUGCAGUUGCUGGUAGUUCAUCUAUCACAUCAGAUCAUGGUGAUGAGACUCCAUCUGAGAUAUCUGAAUUUGGAACACCAAGGCAUAGUGAUUUUACUGAUCAACAAGAUUUAAUUGAUCCAUCAGAAACUGCAGUGAACUUUGGCAAGUUUAAUGGGAACUUCAUUAGGGAGAGCCUUCAAAGGUUCUCCAAGCACAAAAUGCCUACUGGAAUUGAAGGUGGUAGUAUAGACAGGGAUCGAGUAAGUGAGGAUACUGCUGGUGGAAAACCUCUUCGCCUAGAUGGAACAAAGUUCUUUCCAGAAUCAGAUGAUUACAAGCAGGAUGGCCAUGUUCGAAAAUCAUCAACAGAGAGUUUGGGAAGUGACUUGAGCUCUGCCAGAGUUGGUGAAGUAUCUAAUUCAGCAGUGGCUAAUGUCGAAGGCGACCUUUCAGACAUCAAAUCAGAUUUACAAGUUCCUGUGAAUUUACUUGUUGCUCUUCCAUCCGAUGAGCGCCAGAAGUUGAAUAGAGUUCUGAUUACAUUACAGCAAAGACUAGCCGCAGCAAGAACAGAUGUGGAGAAUCUUAUAGCUAGAUUAAAUCAAGAAGUUGCUGUGAGACAAUUCCUCUCAACAAAGGUAAAAGAUUUGGAAGUGGAACUUGAAACUACCAGACAGAAUUGUAAAGAAAAUAUGCAGCAGACUGUUUUAACUGAAAAGGAGAGAUUCACUCAGAUGCAGUGGGAUGUGGAGGAACUUCGGAGGAGGUGCUUGGAGCUGGAAAUAAAAUUGAAAUCUGAACAGGAGGGAAAAUUGCAUGCGGAGUCGACAAAAACGUCUAUUGUACAUGAGAAUAAAAAGUUGCUACAGGAGUUGGAUUUUGCUAGAGAGCAGCUUGAGAACUUGCAGAAACAUCAUGAUGAUUUUGAGAUGAAAUCAAAGACAGAUAUAAAGCUGCUUGUUAAAGAGGUCAAAACAUUACGAAGUUCUCAGUCAGACUUAAAACAGGAGUUCAGUCAACUGAUGAAAGAAAAGUUGGAACUAGAGAAGAGUCUUCAAAAGGAAAAGAAGAGGACGGAGAAUGCAAAUACUGCUAAUGUGAAAUUGCUGCAUGAAUGUGGGCUUCUUUGCAAUAGGCUUCAAGAAUGUAGUGUCAAUUUCCUUAUUGAAGAGGAAGAUAAAUUAAUAGUGGACACUUCAUCACCAUCUGAUGCUAUAGAUCUAUUGACAACAUCUGAUAAUCGAAUUGGUCUCCUUCUCGCAGAGGCACAGCUGCUUGCACAGGACAUAGAAAAUGCUGUUGCAGUGGAUGACGAUUUCCACAGCAAUGAAGGUGAUAGGACAAAAACGGAGGAUGGGUUAAGGAAGAUGGUAACAGAUAUACUUGUCGACAAUGCAAGAUUGAGGAAGCAGAUAAACUCUGUUAUCCUUUGCGCUCUGAACACAAAUGCUAAAGCUGAAAAAGAUGAAGAUGAAGAUGAAGUUGUCCCUUUGAGGAAAACUGUUCUAAGCAAAUUCUUAGAAAGUUGAGAGUUAUGGUGCUCUAGAUUGACAUGCCUGACUGCUUCAUCAUCCCACAUACGUAAGAUAAAAAUGGAAGUAAUCCCUAGAACUAUCUUGUCCAUAUGCUUCCACAAAAGCGUUAUUGUACUUGUAUACAUGAUCUAAUUUUCCUUUUUGUUUUAUAUUUUUUGUUUGAAUAAAUUAUUAUAAGAAGCUUUUUCUUGUAAUUUGAAGAUCCAGUCACAAGUAGACAAAUGUCUAUUUUGAACCA